AACGAAAUGGUUGUGCUUGCGUCGUCUAUCUGUACAAAGACCGGCAAGGCCCUGGUGUCGCGGCAGUUUGUUGAGAUGCCCCGCACGCGCAUCGAGGGACUCCUGGCGUCGUUUCCCAAGCUGAUGGUCCCUAAGCAGCAACAUACAACGGUGGAGACCGAGACGAUCCGGUACGUAUACCAGCCGAUCGGCGAGGACAUGUACGCGGUUCUGAUCACGAGUCGGCAGAACAACAUUGUGCAGGACAUGGACACGCUGCAUCUGAUUGCGCGCGCAGUCUCUGACAUCUGUGACAUCGGCGACCAGCAGGACGUGAUCAUGCACGGGUUUGAGAUCCUGUCGUCAUUCGACGAGAUCAUCACGCUUGGGUACAGGGAUAACGUGGAUCUGGGCAAGCUGCGCACGAUCAUGGAGAUGGAGAGCCACGAGGAGAAGAUCCAGGAGAUCAUCGAGCGGAACAAGGAGCGCGAGGCGAAGCAGGAACUCAAGCGGAAAGCCAAGAUGUUUGAUCAGCAGCGCCGGGAGGCGGCUAAGCGCGGCAUGGGCAACCCGAGCCUGGGAGGCAUUGGGUCGGGCUCCAGCGGUUCGAUGAUAGGCAGCGGCGGUGGCCGGAUGGGCGGCAGCUACGAGCCGCUGCUGUCGCAGGAGCCGGAGCCCGUGCGUCAAUCGUUCGCACAGAACACGGCACCGGCAGCAUCCACGUCGGCAUUCACAUCAACCGCACGCGGCAUGAGGCUGGGUCGCAAGCCCAAGGGUGCCGACAUCAUGGGUGCCAUGAAGAAUGAAGUUGAUCUUGUGCAGCAGUUCCAGCAGGACCUGUCGAUCACCGAAGAGGUUCCUGCGACGGCUCCCGCUGCCGCUGCUGCACCGCUGCCUGCUAUCGACAUGAAGGGCGUGCAUGUGCAGGUCGAGGAGCAUAUCACAGCUAUCGUUAAUCGGGACGGUGGGCUGGAGCAGAUGGAGGUCAAGGGUGAUCUGUCAUUGGUGGUCAACGAUGAAGCGUAUGCGAACGUGCAGCUGGGCUUGCUGUCGAACGACACGCACAACGCGCAGGUCAAGACGCACCCCAAGAUCGACAAGAAGAAGUUCCACGCCGAGUCGGUGAUUGCGCUGCGCGACGCCAACGGCUCGUUCCCACUGGGCCAGCCCAUUGGCGUGCUCAAGUGGCGCAUCGUCUCGGGUGACGAGGACGCGGUGCCGUUCACGAUCAACUGCUGGCCGACGCCUAACGGCAACGGCUCAAUUGAUGUGAACAUUGAAUAUGAGCUGACAAACGAGCGGCUGGUGCUGGACGAUGUUGUGGUGUCGAUCCCAAUCCCGCACGGCGCGCAGCCGACGGUGGGCGAGGUCGAUGGGCUGUACAGCGUGAACCAUGCCCGCAGCACGCUCGACUGGCAGAUCCCAACUGUUGACGCCAGCAACAAGGAUGGCAGUCUGGACUUUAGUGUGCCUGGCGACGAUGCCGGAGCUUUCUUCCCGGUCAUGAUCUCGUUUGCAUGCAGCAAGUCGUACUAUGACCUCGACAUCACUGGAAUCGCGACGCCCGACGGCCAGCAGGUGGACUAUUCGGAGUCUGUGGCCCUGAUCCCAGUCCAGUACGGUGUUAUCUAAAAUUACGAAGCAUCAUUCGCAUGUCCACGGGCUCACUUCUCCCUUUUCCACAAGCUUUUUUCUAUAUCUCGCAACUAAAAAAAUUAAGAUUUUACAUAU
This is a messenger RNA of Linderina pennispora, 1710 nucleotides long. Its product is annotated as clathrin adaptor, mu subunit. The transcript has 3 exons. Lineage: Eukaryota; Fungi; Kickxellomycota; Kickxellomycetes; Kickxellales; Kickxellaceae. Gene Ontology annotation, cellular component: cytosol; COPI vesicle coat. Gene Ontology annotation, biological process: Golgi localization; retrograde vesicle-mediated transport, Golgi to endoplasmic reticulum; endoplasmic reticulum to Golgi vesicle-mediated transport. The record is from RefSeq and is a predicted model, not a curated record. Bases 7 to 1611 code for a protein of 534 amino acids.